GCUGCAUUGUGGGAAACACGUGCGAAGCCGGGAUGGCGGUGCCCUGUUGGAGAUUCGCUGCUCGACCUCUGUGGCAGAAGAUUUCAGGCUCAGGAAAGCUUUCUGUGUCAGUAAAGUCUGCUGUGCGCAGUGUUUCCUCCACUCGUCACACGCGGGGCGCACAGAAGCCCAGCCCGGUCAGUGCUGCGUCCCCCUGGGUUCUGCAUGGAGCUGUUUGCCUGCAGAGGCUGCCGGUCAUCUCUCAGGAAAGGAGCCCUAUUGAGCAGCGGUUCAUGGACCUGAUGCAGCAGAUGGAGCUGGAGAAAAGCCUGCUGUCAGAUCAUGAGCUGAGGCUGCUAGAGGAUGCUGAGCGCAUGAGCCGCAAACAGGAGGCCGAUUAUGACUCUGAUGAAGAAGAGGAGUACGGAGGCCAAGAAAUUGUCAUGGCACAAGAUUUGGAGGAUGCAUGGGAGCAGAAACUGAAGCAGUUUCAGCCUGCUUCAAGGACAAAAGCUUCUGACACCACAGAUGUGAGCUCGUCAGAGCGCUGCCUGGGAGACAGCUUGGUGCUGCUGGUGAAACAGGAUGUUGGCAGUCAAAGGCUCUGGCUCCUGCCUCAGCUGCCGUGGGAGGCAGGAGAGACACUGAGACAGACAGCAGAGCGUGCCCUCGCCAACCUGCCAGAUGCAGAGUUGAAGGCAACGUUUCUGGGCAAUGCCCCUUGCGGAUUUUACAAAUACAAAUUCCCCCAAAACAUUCAGACGGAGAGCAGAGUAGGAGCCAAGGUUUUUUUCUUCAAAGCCGUGCUGUCUGGCAGUGGCCACUUGCCACUACAGAAGGACUCUUUUGCGUGGGUGAGGACGGAUGAGCUGCAGGAUUAUCUCAAACCGGAAUACCUGAAACAGGUCAAGCGCUUCAUUAUGAAUCUGUAAUGAUGGAAGCUGGCCAAAGAACUGGACUCUGUGGAAAUGUCAUUGUCUUGGACACUUGCUCUCUCCUCAUAGUGGGACGGUAACAAAUGGAAUGAGUGUACCUCAUCUCUUGUGAUUUGGAAUAGAAUGUCCCAAUCCAUUUCUAGGGCAACCCCUUGUCUUAAUCAGUUAUGGCUCUGUGACGGAGCGUGACAUAGCUGAUAAAAAGUCCAGAGUUGAUUAGUUGAUUGAAUAAGGUUUGGCGGACAGUGUGUGCCUGAGUAAUAAUGCGGGCUAGAUUGAAUUUUGUUACAGAACAAUACUGUGGAUUAUAUUAACUUAGCCCACCAUUCCACCACAGCCUGAACAGAUCUGUUAUACAACAUUAAAGAUGAUAACCUGA
Messenger RNA from Pygocentrus nattereri (red-bellied piranha), 1293 nucleotides. RefSeq names its product mitochondrial ribosomal protein L46 (gene mrpl46). NCBI's taxonomy places the organism in Eukaryota, Metazoa, Chordata, Actinopteri, Characiformes, Serrasalmidae. The transcript has 4 exons. Gene Ontology annotation, cellular component: mitochondrial large ribosomal subunit. The coding region runs from base 33 to 911 and encodes 292 amino acids. The record is from RefSeq and is a predicted model, not a curated record. Gene Ontology annotation, molecular function: structural constituent of ribosome.